AUGAAUGAACCAGUAGUUGCAGGCGGUAGCUCUGUGCCAGAACGUAAGGAACAACGAUGGCCAACGUGGAUGUCAUCUCCUAUCAGUGGUAUAAGAAGUCCUAAUUAUCAAGCAGCUCUCGAAACUUCGAAUGCAAAAACUAAUGGAGGAACUGGCCCCGCUGAAGCUACGUCUUCAUGGCUUGAUAAUAUAGGGAAAAACCUACCGUCGUUUUUAUAUGGGCGUUCCGAAGAGCCUGUGAACAUGAAUGACCUGGCAGAUUACGGCCGUCUUAGCAGCAAACAGAUUCAAUUGCUUGAAUUGGAGGCUCAACAGGGUAUUCGGAAGAAAACUGACACAUGGUGCUGGUAUGAAGAUGUCACUCUCAUCGCACCAGAAGAAUUGGCACUACCUAAUCCAGGAGAGCUAAGUGUGGCUAAUACGGGCUCAGCUGUGUGUCCCCUGCCACUUGUAAAAUUUCCAAUCUCUAGAGAUUCGUCUGAGCGAUUCUACGUCCAGAACUCUCUUAUUCUGCCUAAUGUGCUACCGGGUGAGCUUUUUCAUGAGAGGACUACAUUCAACAAAAUAUCCGCGGCAUUGAAGAACUAUUAUAACUUCGACGGUGAGAAACACACUUACUUGGGCCGUGGAACCGUCUCUGGCAGGCUAGAGCGGAAAAAAACCAUUAUUGUAUCCUUUGUUGGCGGACUGCCAGAAAAAUACGAAAAGGCGACCUUAGGGAAACAGCUUUCUGCCAAGCAUCUUACAGGUAAAAUAGCCGCAGCUCUAAAACGAUAUGAUGCUAAUAAAGUUGUCACAUUUUCAAUAGAAUCACCAUUGGACCAGAAAUCAUUACAGGACUGUAGUAGCGAGAGCACUGAACUCCUGAGUAAUUGGAGGCAUCAUUUCAGCGGCGCUGACUUAAUACUAUUUGCAGGGGUGUAUUACAGUGUGCCAUUGCAACUUCAAGUUGCCAAAAGGAUUCUCGAGCAACGAAGCAAUUUUGGAGUUCCAGAUACUGCUACCAUCGGACUACUUGGAAUAGAGUCGUGCUUAGGUGGCUACCAAUUUUGGGACCACAGUUCGGAUUCGAGUGGGGACACAAACUCUUCAAACUACCAGGCUAAUAGAGAGAAGAUUUUGCUACAAGGAUGCACGCGAAUAGAACAAGACAAUUUAUCCAGGAUAGCACAAUAUCGAGACCCUAACUCUACGGAAUCCAAGCAGGUACAGUGUACUUUGGACUGGAUUUUUCGUCACCAAGCAUGCGCAAAACUGGUACUAUUUGGUAAGCUCUAUGAUAAUUUUAUGACAAUUGCCGAAAAGCUUGCGAUUAAUCUCCACCACCCAAAUAUUAUAAGGCAUGUAUGGUGCGAGGGAUCUAGUCUAGGUCUCGAUUACAAGAAAAAUCCCACCUUUCUUCCUGCAGGAGAAAAAAUCAGUAAAGGACCGGUCAAUUAUCAAGGAACGCUCCAAGUACCUGACGACAGAAGAUUUGAGAUAUCGCUGGUCGAAGACCUUUUGAUGGCCAUCAACUUAGGCCACACCCAGCUGGUACCAAUGCUGAAGAUGAUCAGUCCGUUUUUCAUUUCACGCUCCUUCAACAAGCAUACCGUACCCGCGACAGUAAAAAAGCAGCAGCAAUAUGAACUAAAAGCAUGGCUGCAAGAAAUGGAUCAGAGAUGGAAGAAUGCUGGCUUGGCAAAGAAUGGCACCUUACCUGCUGAAAUCGAAACUGUCGACAAUCUUUUGACCUACGUUUUUUAUAAGGCCAAUAAACCGGCCCCAGACCGUUUCAAGAUAAAAGAAGGUAUUUUUGACGACUCCCAAGUAUUCCAUUCGUUUUUACAUGAUACACUGUUGACAACUGCACUGCUAGAGCCGCAACCAGUUGGAUUUCUUUCCAAAACUGUCACUCCUGUAAGCAUUCUGAACAGUCAGAAUCAAUACGAUCUGGUGUGGCAGAUUCACGACUUCCUUUCCUACUUCGCUAAGAUCAAAAACUUGCCUCUCUUCCCCGACCCAUUGUUGCUCUUUUCUCUAGCGCACGACUCGUCCACCAUGUCGUCUGCCGAACCACAUUCGAUUGAAUUUCGUCGAGGUAAAGAAGAGGCCUCGAGAAGAAUUGAAAAGUUUUGGGAGUUAUAUCAACUGUGGAAACCACCUACCAAGGGCCUCAAGCAAUUACAACGCAUUCUAAGCUUCCUAUCCCUCUACUCAUCCGGCCGUCAUCUGCAAGUGGACCUCAGGCGUAUACAAUGA
Messenger RNA from Lachancea lanzarotensis, 2241 nucleotides. It is a transcript of the gene CVM1, whose product is annotated as LALA0S03e04390g1_1. The transcript has a single exon. NCBI's taxonomy places the organism in Eukaryota, Fungi, Ascomycota, Saccharomycetes, Saccharomycetales, Saccharomycetaceae. The coding region runs from base 1 to 2241 and encodes 746 amino acids. The record is from RefSeq and is a predicted model, not a curated record.